Triticum urartu is the source of this 3374-nucleotide messenger RNA. The record is from RefSeq and is a predicted model, not a curated record. Lineage: Eukaryota; Viridiplantae; Streptophyta; Magnoliopsida; Poales; Poaceae.
UCCGUUCCCUCCUUCCGCCCGUCCGCUUCCCGCUCUUCCCUCUCCUUUUCCAAGAAAGCCCACCCCAUUUACAAGAGCGGAAGAGAGCGAGGGAGGGACAGACAGCGGAGCGGCGGCGGCGGCGAUGGGGAUCCAGGGUUUGCUGCCGCAGCUCAAGUCGAUAAUGGCGCCCAUCAGGGUGGAGGACCUGAGGGGGCAAACGGUCGCCGUCGACACCUACUCCUGGCUCCACAAGGGCGCCCUCUCCUGCGGCGACCGCCUCUGCAAGGGCAUCCCCACCACCAGGCAUAUCGAGUACUGCAUGCAUAGGGUUAACUUGUUGCGGCACCAUGGCGUGAAGCCAAUUCUUGUAUUUGAUGGAGGCUUUCUGCCAAUGAAGAGCGAACAAGAGGUCAAACGUGCAAGGUCACGAAAGGAAAAUCUUGAGCGUGCCAGGGAACAUGAAGCAGCUGGGAAUUCCCGUGCUGCUUUCGACUGCUACCAGAAAGCUGUUGAUAUUACACCUAAAAUUGCUUUAGAACUGAUCCAGGUACUGAAGCAAGAAAAGGUUGAUUAUAUUGUUGCGCCUUACGAAGCAGAUGCACAAAUGACGUUCUUAUCUGUCAACAAACUUGUUGACGCUGUAAUUACCGAGGAUUCAGAUUUGAUACCAUUUGGCUGUUCUAGAAUUAUUUUCAAGAUGGACAAAUUUGGGCAAGGUGUUGAAUUCCAGAUAACACGAUUGGAACGAAACAGGGAGCUGGACUUAAAUGGAUUCACGAAACAGAUGUUACUAGAGAUGUGUAUUUUAAGUGGCUGUGACUAUCUUCCAUCCUUGCCGGGAAUGGGUGUCAAACGUGCUCAUGCACUCAUCCAAAAACUUAAGAGUCAUGAGAAGGUAAUCAAGCACCUGAGGUACAGUGCUGUUUCUGUUCCACCUCAAUAUGAAGAGAAUUUCAAGAAGGCAAUAUGGGCAUUUCAGUUUCAAAGGGUCUAUGAUCCUGCGACAGAAGAUAUUGUUCAUUUGUCUGGCAUUCCUCAUGACCUCAGCGAAGACGACUUUCUGGGACCAUGGUUACCACAGGCUGUUGUUAAAGGUAUUGCUCUAGGGGAAAUUGAUCCACUUACAAAGGAACCAUUUGAGGCCAGCAUUCCUUGCAGUGCACCUGCUGCUGAUAAAGGUUAUCCGGUCAAGGAGUCUAUUAUUCCUUCAAAUGGAAAGAAGAGGCUAGAAUUGCCUGUGCAGAAAAACAUAUUGACAAAUUACUUCUGCUUAGCAUCGCUUGAGGCAAAACGGAAGUUCAGGGCACCUAAGGUUACACCCAAGCAAAAAAUGUUGAAUGAAUCUUCUUUGCCGAGCCGUCAGACUGAAGACUCUGGCACCCCUGAUUCAAUUGAAGACACUAGCUUGCCAAUGAAUAAUAUUCAAUUCUCUCAGUAUAGUUCUGAGCAUUUUAGCUCUGAACCUCCUCGAGAUGAUUCAAUUGAUGCUUCUCAACGUAGUACUGGUCGUGCCUUCCCCUGGGACGAUUCAGAUAGUGUUUCACCCCACUGUAUUUCUCGUGAUAUUGGCAGUGGUCCUCUUUCUAGGGAUCAACACAUUGAAGAUGCAGAGGUUGAGGUCAGUUAUUGCAACACAAGUGCAAUGCCAAUAAGUCCUUGCUUAGAGAGGACUUCGCCUGGGAUAGCAGAUCCAUCAUUAAUUUCUCAUAACACGGAACCAUCGAGAUCAGUGCCACAUUAUGCUGAAAGUUAUGUGGCUCCUACUGUAAGGAGUUCAUACUUCAAGAAAGAUAAGAGGGUUUUCACAAAUCAAGUAGAAGACCAGUUAGAUGAUGACGAUGAUGAUAACGCUGAGACUGGCACUUCCACUCUUUCUGGAAUUCAACCGGGGAACCCUGGAGGUGUUGUGAAGAGAAGAAAACUUUGGGAUCCCCAAAAUUUUGAAGACGAAACAUUGCCACCAACUAGUUCACAUGACAGUCCAACAGUUGAUGAAGGCUGUGGUACUGAUUCCCUUGAUGACAUCGACACAAAUUCUGAAGGAAGAUUCGGAUGCAAUGUUUCCCAUGUGAAUAAUUACAGUGGCAUCGCGGAGAAAUCGAUGGAUAAGUUUGCUGCACUGAUAUCAUCUUUCAGAUACGCAGGCUCCCGUGCCAGUGGCCUUCGUGCUCCUUUAAAGGACGUGAAGAAUACCCUUUCUGUGAGAUCUAUUCUCAGACCCCCGGAACAGAACCUCUGGUGUACGGCUAAGAAGACCGCGAGAGGUCAUGGUUCACGAAGCAGAUCCAGAAGUGAUGCCUCGAAUAGCGCCGACGGUCCUCCUGAUCUGAGCGCGUUUGCACGCAGCCCUGUUUUUCUUCCUGAUCUGGGGAAGGUCACCGAUAAAGAUGCACCGGCAAGAUCUACUACUGGUGGUUGUCUUGAUCAGAGCAGGAACACUCGUAAAGCAGUGGGCACUGUUGUCAGUCCUGAUCUGAGCACAUUUGCAUACACACCCACGACUACUGCUAGUCGUCCUGAACGGAGCAAAGUCUCUACAGCUAUAAGGACUGCAGACAGUCCUGAUCCGAGCACAUUUGCAUACCGACCCACGACUACUGCUAGUCCCUCUGAGCGGAGCAAAUUGUCUCCUACAGUUAUAAGAACCGCUGACAGUCCUCCUGAUCUGAGCACAUUUGCAUAUAAACCCAUGAAACCUUUGAAUGGCAGCAGGUUUGCAGGGACAGCAUUAGUGGCUUCUGGACGAAAUUCUCGAGGCCGAUUCACAUAGAACUGCCGAUGAGUCUGUUACCUUUUAUGAUAUGGGCGUGUUUGCUAUUGCACGAAAAGGCCAGCCUUCAUGCUUUGACCUGAGCAAACUUAGAUCUAGCAGCAAAUGCUGUCAAAUGGUGUCCUUGGCCACCCAUGGACCUGCAGUCCCGAUGAACCCCUGAUCUAAGAUCACCCCUUUUUGCGCCAACAGAAUGGAAGCAUGAAAGAAGAUGGCAGUCGGUACCUGUAGAGGCUUGGUACUUGACUUCAUUUUUAUCCCAUGCAAAUGCAAGCUGAAGCAUGUAUGGUCUGGAGGGGGAGGUAGCUGGCAGCAGGGGCUAAUAGCUUCAGUUUCAGAGACCACCGUGUGUGGUGUGCAAACCUAGCACAUGCCCAUUUCUGUUCUUUCCUGGAUACUGUUGUCUUUUGAGCAUUAAUAUAGGUGUUACCUUCUGUCAAUUCCCAAUCAAGAUGAAUCAAGGAAUUGUACAAUAUGUUGUAUUGUGGUUUGUGGAUUCCGUGUAAUUUGUUGUUGGGUAUAGUAAUGAUCUUGAAUGUACUAUUUGUGUAUUGAACGGACUGGGUUUUUUGCUCUCCGGACCGGGCGAAACCUUUAUCGAUACCGUUUGUUAAACCCUCAA